Messenger RNA from Lolium rigidum, 1470 nucleotides. RefSeq names its product protein NRT1/ PTR FAMILY 2.13-like. Gene Ontology annotation, molecular function: transmembrane transporter activity. Lineage: Eukaryota; Viridiplantae; Streptophyta; Magnoliopsida; Poales; Poaceae. Gene Ontology annotation, biological process: transmembrane transport. The transcript has 2 exons. The coding region runs from base 1 to 1470 and encodes 489 amino acids. Gene Ontology annotation, cellular component: plasma membrane. The record is from RefSeq and is a predicted model, not a curated record.
AUGCUGAUGGCACCAGUACUGUCCGAUAAGAGUGGAGUCGGAGCAUCAGCAGAAACACCAAAGUCCGCAAUGGUGGCGAUCACACUGACCGCGACGAUCCAUCAGCUCAAGCCGCCAUCAUGCGGCGUCCUGGCGCGGCAAGCCGGCACGUGCGCGGGCCCGUCGGGCCUCCAGCGCGCUGUGCUGUACAUCGCCAUGGGGCUGCUCGUCGUCGGCACGGGCGCCACGAGUCCGACCAGCCUGCCAUUUGGCGCGGACCAGUUCGAUGAGAGGCGCCACAAGGAAGGGCUCAGACGCUACUACAGCGGGUACUACGUCGUCACCAUGAUGGCCACGUUCCUGGCGCUCACCGUCAUAGCGUACGUCCAGGACAAGGUGAGCUGGGGCCUUGGCCUUGCAAUCCCAACGGCUCUCAUGCUGGCCACCUUUGUCGUGUUCCUCGUCGGCACGCCGUGGUACGUCUACGUGCUGCCCGAGGGCAGCAUCUUCGCUAGCGUCGCGCGGGUGGCCGUCGCAUCUUGCCGGAAGUGGCGGCUCCGGCUGCCGCACCCCAACGACGCGCAGCGGCAGGAGGCGCUACUCUAUAGCGACCCCCCUCCCGCCGCCGGCCGCGUUGUAGACUUCAGGCUCCCGCUCACGCUGCAACUCAGCUUUCUAAACAAGGCUGCCAUGGUGACCGACGCCGACGAGAAGCGGCCCGACGGGUUCCCGGCGCGGCCGUGGAAACUUUGCAGCGUACAGCAGGUGGAGGAGGUGAAGUGCAUCGUAAAGAUCAUUCCCAUAUGGAUCUCCGGCGUGCUGUGGUUCAUCGGCAUGGUAGAGAUUUCCAACUACACGUUUCUGCAGGUUCUUACCAUGGACCUCCACAUGGGCAAGAACUUCUCCAUCCCGCCGGUGUCGAUAUUCGCCAUAUUCUACCUCUCAGUUGCGCUCUUCGUGUUCAUUUACGAGCUGCUCAUCGCCCCGGUCGUGCAGCGGCUCACCAAGACGGAGGGCGGCCUCACCUUGCUGCAGAGGCAGGGCGUCGGGUUCGCGAUCAGCGUGCUGUCGUUCGUGAUUGCAGCCAUGGUGGAGCGCCGGCGUAGGGACUCCGCGCUCGGACACGGUGACGGUGGCACGUCGCCACUGUCCGUGUUCCUCGUCGCACCGCAGCUCAUGGUGAUGGGCUUGUCCGCGGCGUUCAGCAUGGUUGGGCAGAUGGAGUUCUACAACACGCAGUUCCCGCACCAGAUGCGCACGCUCGGGAACGCAGCUUUCUACUGCGCCCAGGGCGCCGGCAACUAUCUGGCCACGCUGGUGGUGAACGUCGUGAACGCGAGGACGAGGCGGCGUGGCGGCGGCGGAUGGGUCAGCGACGACAUCAACGAAGGGAGGCUGGAUUACUUCUACUACGCCAUGGCCGUGUUCGGGGCGGUCAACCUCGUCUACUUCCUCGUCUGCUCCAACUUCCAUCGGUACAAGGACCAGUAG